ACCUAUAUCACCUACAUUACUCUUAUUACCUUAUUAUUAUUCAUAUCACCUACAUUACCUUAUUCCUACUCAUAUUACUUUCUUACCUUGUUAUUACUCUUAUUACUCUUAUUACUCUUAUUACCUUAUUAUUACCUAUAUUACUCUUAUUAUCUAUAUUACUCUCUUACCUUAUUAUCACUCUCUUACCUUAUUACCACUCUCUUACCCUCUUAUUACUUCCUUACCUUCUUAUUAGUUAGUUACUCUCAUUACCCUCUUAUUACUACUCUUAUUAUCUAUAUUACUCUCUUACCUUAUUAUCACUCUUAUUAUCUAUAUUACUCUCAUUACCUUAUUAUUAUCUAUAUUACUCUCUUACCUUAUUAUUAUCUAUAUUACUCUCUUACCUUAUUAUCACUCUCUUACCUUAUUACCACUCUCUUACCCUCUUAUUACUUCCUUACCUUCUUAUUAGUUAGUUCCUCUGUUAUUACCUAUAUUCCCUUCUUAUUCCUUUCUUACCUUGUUAUUACCUAUAUUCCCCUCUUAUUACCUAUAUUCCCUUCUUACUACUCUUAUUCCCGUAUUAUCUCUCUCCUUAUUUUCCCUUCUAUUAUACUACUUAGCUAUUAUUAG
Molecule: messenger RNA, 618 nt
Organism: Vittaforma corneae ATCC 50505
Lineage: Eukaryota; Fungi; Microsporidia; Nosematidae
Exons: 1
Source: RefSeq, a predicted model, not a curated record